Prunus persica (peach) is the source of this 456-nucleotide messenger RNA. RefSeq names its product cyclin-dependent kinase 4 inhibitor C-like. The transcript has 2 exons. The coding region runs from base 1 to 456 and encodes 151 amino acids. Lineage: Eukaryota; Viridiplantae; Streptophyta; Magnoliopsida; Rosales; Rosaceae. Gene Ontology annotation, molecular function: protein binding. The record is from RefSeq and is a predicted model, not a curated record.
AUGGAAUUGAGGAACUCAAGUGACCAAAAUAUACUCCAUGUUGCAGCAAGAUGUGUCGAGGACAAUCUUGUCAAAUAUUUUAUCAAGAAGGUUGAGUUUCAAAUGUUGAUCAACCAAAAAGACAACAGAGGAAAUACCCCUUUGCACUUGGCAAAGAUGUACCAUCAUCCCAAGGUUGUGGACCUUUUCACUUUCGAUAGAAGGACCAACUUAAAGGUCUUGAAUGAUAGGGGCAUGACAUCUCUUGACAUUAGAGAAAGAGCUUUGGAAACUAGUGCAUCAUAUCAUGGGGGUACGUGGUUGAUUGUAGCUGAAGAGGAUGGAGCAGAGGAGAAUGCAACUGAUGAGGUGGUGGCAAACGUCACGGAUGAGGCGGAUGGAGCUACUGAGAGCAUGGCUGAUCAGACGGAUGCUGAAGAGGCUGCAGAUCAGGGAUCUCUGGCCAGCGUCUCAUAA